Molecule: messenger RNA, 1032 nt
Organism: Pygocentrus nattereri (red-bellied piranha)
Lineage: Eukaryota; Metazoa; Chordata; Actinopteri; Characiformes; Serrasalmidae
Product: trace amine-associated receptor 3-like
Exons: 1
Coding region: 1-1032 (343 amino acids)
Biological process (GO): G protein-coupled receptor signaling pathway
Cellular component (GO): membrane
Molecular function (GO): trace-amine receptor activity
Source: RefSeq, a predicted model, not a curated record
AUGGACAUCCUAAUGACAAAUAUGACUGAAGCUGAUGUGAAGGAUGUGCUUCUCUGCUUCCCACACCAGCCCGACUCCUGUCCCAGGGUGCAUCGCUUUUCUGUGCUUAAAUUCAUGAUGUAUGCUUUUAUGCUGGUCACUAUUUUUAUGACUGUCUUCGGGAACCUGCUGGUCAUCAUCACCAUUUCCCACUUUAAACAGCUGCAUUCACCCACGAACCUCAUCAUCCUCUCUUUAGCACUGGUGGACUGUAUGAUGGGCUGUCUGGUCAUGCCCUUCACUAUGGUGAGAUGGGUGGAAGGCUGCUGGUUCUUGGGAGAUUUCUUUUGCCAAAUACAUUCUAGUUUGGACAUGACUAUAAGUAUUGCUUCUAUCCUGCACCUGUGUCUGGUGUCUGUUGACAGGUACGUGGCCAUUUGUGAGCCUCUGCAGUAUCGAAUGAAGGUGACGAACAGUAAAAUAGCAGUGUGUCUCAUCACCAUGUGGCUGUUUUCACUGACAUUUAGCUUUGGGAUUGUGAUUUCAAAAGUUAACACUCUGGGUUUGGAGACAAUGAUCAGUUCCUGUGUUGGAUACUGUGCUUUGACUUUUAACAGACAGUGGACUCUUGUUGCUUCAGUUGUGGCUUUUUUCAUUCCGGGCACCAUCAUGAGCUCCUUUUACUUGAAAAUCUUUUUUGUUGCACGAAAACAAGCGAAAGUGAUGUCUGAGAGGACAGCGGUGGUAAAGCCCAGUGAGACGAGCCAUUCCUCAGAGCAGAGGGAGAGGAAGGCAGCCAAAACUCUGGGCAUUGUUAUGGGUUUUUUUCUUCUCUGCUGGCUGCCGUUUUUUAUGGCCAAUCUGAUCGACCCAUUCCUUAACUUCAUGACCCCUGUCGACGUGUUUGAUGCUCUGAUAUGGUUGGCCUAUUUCAAUUCCAUGUGUAACCCUCUGAUCUAUGGCUUUUUCUAUCCACGCUUCCAGAGAGCUUUCAAGAUCAUCAUCUCAAGAUAUGUUCUCCGCCUCAGUGACGCAAACAACUUAAUACUUUGA